This is a messenger RNA of Mya arenaria, 483 nucleotides long. Its product is annotated as 52 kDa repressor of the inhibitor of the protein kinase-like. Gene Ontology annotation, molecular function: protein dimerization activity. Lineage: Eukaryota; Metazoa; Mollusca; Bivalvia; Myida; Myidae. The record is from RefSeq and is a predicted model, not a curated record. The transcript has 2 exons. Bases 1 to 483 code for a protein of 160 amino acids.
AUGGGACAACCUGUACGAAAAGGCUAUGUCACUAGCAAGAGACAUUGGGGCUACAGGGCUACUGAACUGACACCUGCUAGGGCCGCAGAGAUUUAUGCAGAGUACAGUUCAGACUUAGAGUGUGACGAGGAGACGUUUGUCCGGGAGUGUAAAAGAUGGAUUGCUAAAUGGACCACAAUAUCCCCAGCUGAGUAUCCAGACCUGGAAACAUCUUUGCGAGUGGCCACUGAGGCAUCAUAUCCAAACAUAAGACUUUGCAUGAUGGUGUUGAUGUGCAUGCCCGUUUCAACAGCUACGGCAGAGCGGUCCUUCUCCACGAUGAGGAGAGUCAAGACGUACCUCCGCAACACGAUGACCGCCGAGAGGCUUUCAGAGCUUGAGCUUCUUAACAUUUAUCAAGAGCGAGAUAUCAACGCUGAGCACGUAGUGGAUGUUUUUGCACGUAGAAAAGACCGUCGGCUGGCGUUAGUGGUCAAAGUUUAA